Messenger RNA from Eimeria acervulina, 5310 nucleotides. Its product is annotated as bromodomain-containing protein, putative. The transcript has 15 exons. Bases 1 to 5310 code for a protein of 1769 amino acids. Gene Ontology annotation, molecular function: protein binding. The record is from RefSeq and is a predicted model, not a curated record. Lineage: Eukaryota; Apicomplexa; Conoidasida; Eucoccidiorida; Eimeriidae.
AUGCCCGUCUCUGGAGGUUCUUUCUCCUUGGGCCCCGCGUCGCCCAAUGCGGAUUUGGGUGGGGGAUCGGAUCACCAGCGUGGGGCCGUUGCUGGAGGCGGUGGAGGGGUUCCACUGGCGCGGCAUGUGAAGCGGAAGCUGGCGGGGUUGCUUGAUGGCUGGCGUCGCGUGAAGAGUUUUCGUCUUUUUCUCGAACCUGUAGAUGUUGAGCAGAUGGAAUGCCCCACUUACUACGAUGUCAUCAAACACCCAAUGGACCUGCGCACCAUGGAGGCCAAGCUGGAAAGGGACGAAUACAGAAGCGAAGAGGCCUUCAUUAGCGACUUGCUGCUCAUCUUCCGCAACUGCCGCACGUCAGUCGCUGCAACAACCCACCAUACUCCAGCAGCAAAAGCUGCUGCCACGGCAGCAGCUUGGCUGCAUCUGCUGGUGCAGUGGGACGUGCAGCAGCAGCAACAAGAAUAUAGAUUUAACGACGAGGCGACACCGUCUGGCCAAUUUGUGCUACGGCUUUGCGCGGAGGCAGAGUCGCGCAGCCUUGAGGACCUAAAGAAGGCAUACAGGGACUCCAAGCUUUGGGCUGCACUCGAGCACCAGUUUUCUCACGGAAAGCAGAAGGCAGGGGCGCGCCAGAAAGGCGGAGGGGCGUCGAAGCGCGCUGCUUCUGGAGGUCCCACGGCUUCCGACUGUGCGGCGCCCGCAGCCGUUGCAGGAGUAGCAGCAGCAGUAGGGGCUGUUGCUCCUGCUUUGGGCCGCCCAGGAGCAGCGGACCACAAUCUUCCCCCUCUCAGCUAUGAUGUGGGGGGCAAAAACGCUGUAGGGGCCUCUCCAGGGAUGCCGUGUAUGAAUGGGCUCGUGUACACCGGCCCGGCUGCAGCAAAAGAGGACGCAGCAGCAACAGGAGGAGCAGCAGCAGACGCCGCUGUGCCCCAAACGGUUGAAAGGGUUCCAUCCUUAGGCGAAAUUGCCUCAGAAUCGACGCUGCAGCAGACAUCUACCUCGGGCCGCGCGGGUAUCUCUCCGCCCAACAACCCGCUGACCCCCGCAGCAUCAGGCAGUCACAGGGGUUCUUCGCAAACAAACUGGCAGGGGGAAGGGCAGGGCAUGCUGGAUAUGGACAACUGCCUGACGGGGAAGAGUUGGUACAUCUACUGCCGAGACAACAUUCUGAGGCCGCUCAAGGGAGACCGCUACGCCUAUCUUUUCCUCACGCCAGUGUUGGAUAGCCCCGAGCUGCCGGAUGCAGUGAAGACUUCUUAUAAGUCGGUCAUUGCUAGACCGAUGGACUACGGCACCAUCUGGACUAAACUGACUGCCAGGGAUUACCACCACCCGUUGGAGUUUUUCGAGGACAUGUUCCUGGUGUAUUCAAACUGCAUGGCGUUCAACCCCCCCAACGAUCAACAGUGCGGCUGGUUGCAUCGCGUGGGUGAGAAGAGCCGAGACAAAUUUGUAGAGAGGUACAGAAAGGACAUGUGGCGUCGCUGGGUGGUGCGCAUAUGGCGCGCCUUCGCACAGCACAAUGCAGCAGCAGCAGCAGCGCCUCCUCCCGUGCUGCAGCACGCCGAAGCAGCAAAGACAGCAGCAGCAGUAGAGUCAGAACCUGCUGUUGCUGCGGGACUGGCUGCAGCACGCGCCGAGCUUCUGGAGCGACGCCACCAUUCAGCAAUGCCUUUCUCGGUGCCCCCUCAGCAAGUGCAGCAGCAAACCGAUCUGAGUCCUCCUCCACUGCAGCACCCUCAGCUGAAGCACCCGCCGACGCAGCACCACCAGCGUGGCCUUGAGGAGCCUCAGGACUCCGCAGCGAUGGCAGCAAGCGCAGCGGCGGCAGCCAAGGAUCCCAAGUACAGGGCCCUUGUCGUUGACCUACUCGGGGAGGACGCGCUGGAAGAUGCAAGCAACAGCUCUAUUGAUAGGGGAGCCACAACUCAGGAGACACUGCAGCAGCAGCUUCAACAGCUGCAGCAGCAACAGCAGAUGCUCCAACAUGAGCAUUUGCAGCUGCAGCAGCAGCAGCUCGAGAUGCAAGAGAAAGAGCAGGCAUUGGCGCGUGCGUCAGCAACAGGGGAGGGCCCUGCCAAUUCCGACAGUGCUGCCAACGUAGGGGCUCUUAUAUCCACCCACCUGCAGCAACAAGAGCAGCAGCCGCUGCAAGUCAGUGACCUCAAUGCUGAGCAUGCUGCUGCUGCUGCUUCUCCGGAGUCGGCUGCUGCAGCUGCUGCUGGCGACGAUGCUCCGCUCGAGCAAAAGCAACGAGGGGACGCAACAGCAGCUGCGGCUGGCGAUGCCGCUGCAACGGCGGAGGGCAGAAAACAGAAGAGCAAGAAGCAAAAGCACCACAAAAAUGUGCAGCGAACCCAGCAGCAAAUGCUGCAGGAGGCACAGAUGCCGCAAGAGGCUACUGCAGGAUUACACCUGCCGAGCGCUGGUGUGUUGCAGACCUUCCACCUAGUUGACUCAACUGCUGCUCAGUGCUACCACACUGCAGAAGGAACAGAACCAGCAACAGCAGCAGCAGCACCACCAGCAGCGGCAGCCGCCCCCUUCGCUGCUCCAGUAGCGGGUCCACACGUGGAUGCUCCCGCUGUUCCUGCUGGGCCCGCUAUACUGUCUGCUGCCUUAACGGAUGCACCAUCGUUUCCUGCUGUUGUCUCGCCGCAGCACGAGGCGGCGGCAGCAGCAGCAUCAGAAACAGCAGCAGCACCUCCAGCAGCGGCAGCAGCGACGCCAGCAGGGGACGCAGCAGCGAGCUCUCUUCUGCCAGUCCCUUCCCUCGGGGAUUCUCCUCGGCUCUGUGACAUCAUUGAGGCCCCCCCAGCAGAGAUUCUAAAAGCCAUGGGGGUCAAGGAUAUGCCUGAUCUUCCCCCUGCUGCUCCUGCUCCUGUCUCUGCUGCCUCCGGUGCUGCCCCGCUGGCUGCUGCUGAUGCAACUCUUUCGGGGCUUCCGCCUGCGGCCGAUCCCACUGCCGCAGUCUCUGCAACGUGGCUCUCAGGGGUGACCCGGUCUGCUGCUCAGCAGACUGCUGUUGUGGCAGCAUCUCCAGCAACAACAGCAGCGGCAGCAGAAGUGACAUGCCAUGUUGGUGUGGAACCACACCUGCUACCACCAGCCAUGGCUGGAGCGAUUGGCGGAGCUCUACAAAUGCAGCGCCCAGCAAGUUUGCAUGACCUGCAGCAGCAGCAGCAGCUGCUGCAGUUGCAGCAGCAUCAACAGCAGCCAGCCCGAGAGGACUUGCUUCCCCCGAAGCUUCGCAUAGUGCUGGAAUCGACGCGGAGGAAGGGACCGCCCCCUAGACUUUUGCUGCUGCCUUGGAAGGGCAGGGGCAACGGCCCCAUCCCCGAAGGCUAUGCGCGGCCGCGACACAGUGCAUCCUCGGGAUCCGAAGCUGCUGUUGUUGCCGGUCCUGCUGCUGCUGCUGCUGCUGCUGGUGCCUCGGGUGAAUCGACAGGAGCGGAUCCUGUACCAGCGACUGAUGCUUCCGACCGUAGUGUGAAGAGAGAAACAACGCAGGCAGACGGUGUGGCAGCUUCCGCUGAGGCGGAGCCGCCAGCAGAAGAGGCACCACUGCCAGAGGCAGCGAAUGCUGCUGCUGCCGAGAAGGAGAGCAGAAGCGGAGAGCAACGCCGGAAGGUGUCCCUGCGGCUGCGGAGCACCAGCAGCAGGAAGCGCGCAGCAGAAGCAGGGAUCAAGGAGGUGCCUCGCAAUGUAUUUUUUGUUGAAGACAGCGACUUUCAGCCGCAGGAGACUCUGGAGCCCAUGCCAGUGGAUAGUGGCAGGGAGGCCGACACAGCAGCAACAGCAGGAGCAAAGCCGUCAGCAGCUGCAACAUCUGCAGCAACAUGGGACACAACACAGAUGAAAUCGAAUCUUGCGGAAGCGGCCGCAGCAGCAGCAGCAGCGGAGGCAGCAGCAGCUCGGAGCAGCAGCAUGGCGCACGUGCUGCGGCUGCUCUUGCGCGUCAGUGAACUCCCUGAGGGUGUGGAGAUAAGCAAAGUUCAAGUCGGAUUGCAGCAAUGCGGCUUCGUCCCCCAUGCACUGUCCCGUUGCUGCAGCAACCGGCGCAGCUGCACCAACAUCAGCGGCAGCAGCAUCAGCGACAGUGAAACCGGCAGAAGCAGCAGCGGUUGCGCUGAUGCAGAGCUGUGGUUGCAGCAGAAAUCUGCCCGCAUUCAGCCAAUGGGUCCCUUGACGGCGAUCCUAGGAGAUACGGCAGACUACAGCUGCCCUGUCUCCGUGUCGUUGCUUCGUUGUAUCAGGCUUAGCAGGGCUCGUACAGCUGUUGCUCCUGCAGUUCCGCUGCUGCUGCAUCUGAAGUUGCAGGGAUGCGAUGCAGCAGCUGCGGCGUUGGCGACAAAGGGAGAGUACCUGUUUUCACCGCAUUUCCAGCUAGCAGCAACGGGGGGUGACAGAACCCUCGGGCUAGGCGGUUUGACACCUCCUGCUGCAGCUACUGUUGCUCCUGCCGCUGCAUCUAUUGCAGGUUCUACGGGCGGUGCUACGCUCCCGCGCGGGUUCUGCUGCUGCGCAGAGCUGCAGCAGGAGGGGGCACAGAACCGAGGCUCUUUGUUGAAUGGACGAAGCCUUCCGAGGCGUCUCCUUGAAGAGGCGCAACAGAAGAAGCAAAAACGAGAGGGACAAACCAACGGCUGCUCGUCCGGGGGGCCCUGGGGUUCAGGCCCACAGAAGACGCUUGCAGACGGGUUAGACGGGGGCUUGCUGCAGUUAGUGCUGCGUGCUGCUGCGUCAGCGGGUUCAGGAGGUCCACAUGAUAGAAGCAGCAGCAGCAGCCACAAAGGCCAUGGUGGCACGAGCGAAGAAUGCUUGUCUGAGGGGCUCUGUUUCGUUGAGGACCUCAACUUGUGGGCUGCGGCGCUGCCUUCCGAACUGUUGCUGCCAGUGCAGCAGCAGCAGCAGCGACACCGCAUGUUGCGGUUGCCAGCAGUGGAUGUUUUGCUGCUGCACUCGGAGCCUCUGGGCCUGGUGACCUUUUCAAAGCCUCGUGUUUACAGCAGCAGCACAGCCUCUAGUACAGACAGAAGUGAUGCUGCUGCUGUAUGCUGUGCUGCUGAUGGACAGCGCUGCAGCGAGGAAGAGCUUCCGCUGCAGUUGAAGACCGAAGUGCCUUUACAAGCGGCGAACCGCCAGAAGAGGACCUCGGCCAACUGGGAUAAUGGGUGGACAGGCAGCAACAAUGGAGGCUGCUGUUGCUGCUGCUGCUUUCUAAUGGGUUCUGCAGUGCCGCCUGUUGUCGAGCCCCUGCAGGCAGCACUAUGCCUGGGGGGCAUAUUAGUGGAGCAGGUUCGAGGUUAG